This is a messenger RNA of Cryptosporidium ubiquitum, 720 nucleotides long. RefSeq lists its product as uncharacterized. NCBI's taxonomy places the organism in Eukaryota, Apicomplexa, Conoidasida, Eucoccidiorida, Cryptosporidiidae. Bases 1 to 720 code for a protein of 239 amino acids. The transcript has a single exon. The record is from RefSeq and is a predicted model, not a curated record.
AUGGAAAAAGAACUGAGUGAGAAUACCCAGGAUUACUUUGCCUGUCGGCUCUGUGAAUUUGAUGUAGUUUUAGUGAGAAAGAAAGAUGUUCAGACACACCUUGAGGAAGUUCACUCUAUCUCUUUCAAUAACUGUGAAGGAGGUGUAGAUGAAAUAAUCCUAGAAACCAUGGAUGACCAACUUUUGGGGAGGUGCUACAACGAGAAAACUUUGAAUCAGCUUAGAGAUGAUCUUAACGAGGAAAAACAGAAUGAUUUCUACAAUGAGUCAGGAAAAGAUCUAAGUAUAUUUGAAGCAACAGAGACAUUGAAAGUUGCUAUACUACUUUUUCUGACAGAAUUCAAAAGGAAAAUUGUAUCUUUAAACUUUCCAAAUGUCCAAGUCAAAAAUCUAGAAAAUGAUCAGCUUAAUAAAUUUCUCCUGGCUAACCAAGGAGCUUUCUACUAUUACUCCUUAAUUGACUUAGCUAGAAUUGAGGAUAUUACUGUACAAAUGCUCCUGGCAAGAUCUUGGGACUGGUCUGAAGAAGAUCAAGAUUUAAGAAGGGAAAUUACAAAUAUUAGAGAUGGAAUCAUCCCAAAUACCUCCCAUUCCUCCCAUGUGGAAGCUCUUCAGUGUGUUAACACAGGAAAGAUGCUGCUCCUCACCAUGCACGAAAGUAUCAAACAUCUUCUCCUCCUUUGUUACUUGACAAAAAAGGUAAUCAAGAGACAAGAUUAG